UUGCACGCCUUCUUCCCUUCUUACCCAACCAUGUCUGCACCUAGUGACUGGGGCCAAUUCUACCAUCACCAAAAUCUUUCAGCAACCAUGUUUGGCUGCGAUGGUGGUGUCUCUGAUGCCACCGUCGCCACCUCUGUCACCUCCUCAGCGGCUGCCAAUAUCCCUACCUCAUUAAUGGGUGGUUCUGGCAAUUCUACCACAUCAACUUCUGGUGGCGGUUUGAGCCCUGAAGGUCGCGUCUCCAAGCCUGUUCGUAGACGGUCUAGAGCUUCAAGGAGAACUCCUACAACUUUACUGAACACAGAUACUACGAAUUUUCGGGCUAUGGUCCAGCAGUUUACUGGUGGCCCUAGUGCUCCUUUUUCUUCAGGAUCACAGCUUAAUGCACCAAGUUUUGGUUUUUCGUUGAACCCACGUCAAGCCCAUGUUAACCCUAGUGCAGUUAUGGUCCCAGGUGCAGCUGGUUACCAUCUCCAAUAUCAGCAGCAAAGCCAACCAUCGUACAUGUUUUCAUUGGGAAAUAGCACUACUAGCAGUUCUCCUGCUCAUGGUGAUUUGUUUUUUCAAAGGCUUGGUAAUCCUAGGUCUGCAACCAUGGAUAUCUCAGAUGGGUUGGUGAUGGAGGGUCUUUCCUCCGAUGUGGUGGCGAGGCCGCCGCCUCCUCCACCUAGGCAGCCUUCUUCCUCUUCCAAUGAGAACAGAAGCAACACUUUCUUGUUUUGAGAGGGACAUAUGGAACAAAGUUAGGCAGUGGCUGACUUGUCCAAACGCAGAACCAUUGACCAAUGUAAAUAUCGUGUUACUUACAACUUCUUGAUGGCUUUUUUUUUUUUUCUAGAUCCUCCAAUGUGGCUAAUAGUAACCUGCCACAUGUUUUUUUCCCUAUUUUACCAUUUUGCAGGAAUAUUUUUAUUGUUUCUCUAAUUAAUCCAUCUUGGGUUUGUUUUGCAAAACCAUGGGCCAAGAUUGGGAAUGUCAUGAGGCCUGCAUAUAUAAAUAUAAUAAUAUGUAAGGGAGCUUAAUUUUCAGGGGAAAUUCAACCGUUUCAUUUUAAUUUA
Hevea brasiliensis (rubber tree) is the source of this 1058-nucleotide messenger RNA. Its product is annotated as VQ motif-containing protein 22. Bases 31 to 723 code for a protein of 230 amino acids. The transcript has a single exon. The record is from RefSeq and is a predicted model, not a curated record. NCBI's taxonomy places the organism in Eukaryota, Viridiplantae, Streptophyta, Magnoliopsida, Malpighiales, Euphorbiaceae.